AUGCUGCAAAGGAAGAAGCCCUUCAAGGGGCUCUCCUUCCACUUUAUGGAGCGGCGACUCCUUUCGGGCCUGCUCGACAAAGAAAGGGCCUCUAGAAUCACUGGCAGUGUCAUCAAGUUUGAUCGCCGCAAGGGAUACGGCUUUAUAAAGCCCAAUGAUGGAGGACCGGACAUUUUCGUUCAUUACACGGACAUAUGCCAGGAACCUCUGCAUAGGUUGCAAGAGUUAGCUGUGAAUGUGCACGCCCAUAUAGGUAGCUGUACGAUCUCCUUGUAG
Molecule: messenger RNA, 276 nt
Organism: Plasmodium inui San Antonio 1
Lineage: Eukaryota; Apicomplexa; Aconoidasida; Haemosporida; Plasmodiidae
Exons: 3
Coding region: 1-276 (91 amino acids)
Biological process (GO): regulation of mRNA stability
Cellular component (GO): cytoplasm
Molecular function (GO): mRNA 3'-UTR binding
Source: RefSeq, a predicted model, not a curated record